GAUACUUCAGCAAAUUCCAUUUCAACGUCUGCUGCUAAACCAUCUUCUGCAACUAAAACAAGAUCAGUUCAUCCCCCGAAAUGUAAAACUUCUGUUGGUGUUGUCUCCAGCUCAUUUAAUCAGAGUAGUUUUGAGAAAGGUGACUUGCAGUCCACUUUAUUAGAUGAAGAUAAAGUUAGUAGACCAGACCUUGAUCUUUCUGCAAUUAAUGAUAAAAGUGUCUGCAAAAAGACUCCUGUUCCAAAAGCUGCUAGCAAAGGAGUUAAAGAGACGUGUCAAAACCCUCCCCGAAAGGAGGGUAAUUCUGAUGCUUGGAUGAAAGAGCUGGACUCUCAGACUCUGCUUUUGACUUACCUGAGAGUAAAGGCAGAAAAAAAUGUUGCUGAGCUGGAGAAAAAAGCAGAAAAAAACUUGUUAAUGUUGUGUGAAGAAAAGGAGAGACAACAGGAGAAGCUCUGUGAGUUGAAGCGUGAGAUUCUACUCAGAGAGAGAGAGGAGAAACUUGAUGAAGCGUUGGACACACAGAUGGAAGUACUUUCUACCCUUGUUCCUGUUUGUGAACAAUUUAAAGAGCAGUACAAAAGCUUUGCACGUGCCCUGGAUGCCACUAGACAUGAAUUACCCAUAAAGAAUAUUCACAUAGAAGAAGAUACGUUAACGUACCUUGGUAAACUACAAGAGCAGUUAGCUAUCACACAGGAGCUUCUGACAGACGUUAUGCCAAGCUACUCAGAAGAAAGUGCAAAAGCCUUUAGUGUACUGAAAGAGCUUAAAGAUGUUUUCCAGAAACUGGAUAAAGAGCUUCAAAGGAACUUCUCACAAGUGCAGAACCUGUCAUUUGAAGUUAGUAAAGAAGUUUCUCUGCAUAACCAAGCGAUAUGUGAAGAGAAUUAUGGACUAGAUGUUGUGAAACGCUGGUACUUCAACUAA
This is a messenger RNA of Apaloderma vittatum (bar-tailed trogon), 930 nucleotides long. RefSeq names its product HAUS augmin-like complex, subunit 8 (gene HAUS8). The annotation marks the transcript as partial. Lineage: Eukaryota; Metazoa; Chordata; Aves; Trogoniformes; Trogonidae. The record is from RefSeq and is a predicted model, not a curated record. The transcript has 8 exons.